UUUUCAAGUGAUGUGAUAACCAAUAACUCGCCAGCAAAUGGAUCAGUCGGGGUAAAUGAAUGUAUUGAUAGUCGACUAGACCGUCUUGUCAACCGUCGUAUUGCUCGGCUUCGCCGACCCAACAAUCGCAUUCCAAUUGACGAGACCAUCCGUACACUCUGUCGUAAUGGCCGGCCCCGUCGUCGACACCACCGUCUUUCCAUCCCGCACAAUGGCCAACGACACAGGGCCCGUCUGCCCGUUGAACGGCACCGAGAAGUGGUUGAUGCCCGCAUGGUUGGCGUCCAGCGUCGUCGGUGUGCCCUCUGA
Rasamsonia emersonii CBS 393.64 is the source of this 309-nucleotide messenger RNA. RefSeq lists its product as uncharacterized. Lineage: Eukaryota; Fungi; Ascomycota; Eurotiomycetes; Eurotiales; Trichocomaceae. The annotation marks the transcript as partial. The transcript has a single exon. The record is from RefSeq and is a predicted model, not a curated record.